Messenger RNA from Eurytemora carolleeae, 3502 nucleotides. It is a transcript of the gene dre4, whose product is annotated as FACT complex subunit SPT16. Lineage: Eukaryota; Metazoa; Arthropoda; Copepoda; Calanoida; Temoridae. The record is from RefSeq and is a predicted model, not a curated record. Gene Ontology annotation, biological process: positive regulation of transcription elongation by RNA polymerase II; transcription elongation by RNA polymerase II. Gene Ontology annotation, molecular function: nucleosome binding. The transcript has 10 exons. Bases 128 to 3403 code for a protein of 1091 amino acids. Gene Ontology annotation, cellular component: FACT complex.
GCGCUGUGGCGAGGACAAGCCAGGGAGCUAUGUGCUGCAAACAGGAUUCAUCUUCAAUUUCAACAAUUUUCAUCAAAAAUUGACUCUGUGUCUUUUGUAAAUCGAUGUUAGUGAUCCUUUGUUAAAAAUGUCUAUGAAAGUUGAUAAAGAUGCGUUUUAUAAACGUGUGAAGAUUCUUUACACGGCAAUCAAGGAUGGUGACGGUGACUGGGGUAAAGCUGACUGCCUGGUGUGCAGUGUAGGGGUGGACGAGGAUAUUGUUUACUCGAAAUCUACCGCUCUUCAGUCCUGGCUCCUCGGAUACGAGUUAACAGAUACCAUCAUACUCUUUGGCGAGGAUGCCAUCACAUGCUUGGCAAGUAAAAAGAAGAUUGAGUUCCUUCGUCCCUUGGAAACCAACCUGGACACAUCAGGGACUGUUCCCAGUAUCAAACUACUCGUCCGAGACAAAGAUGACAAGGACAAAAAGAACUUCAGCAAGCUUGUCGAGAGCAUCAAGGGGUCUAAGAAGGGAAAGACCCUUGGUGUAUUUGCCAAGGAUAAGUUUCCAGGUCCCUUCAUGGAUCUUUGGAGGGAAACCAUUAAGAAGGAAGGGUUUGAAAACGUUGAUCUUACAACCGCUUUUGGAUACUUGAUGGCACCUAAGGACGAUGCUGAGUUAAGCAUUAUCAAGAAGGCUGCCGGACUUAGCUCAGACAUCUUCAGCAAGUAUCUAAAGGAACAGAUCAUGGAUAUUAUCGACGGGGACAAGAAAAAGAGCCACAGUAAGCUCUGCAAGGAUAUUGAAGAUCAGAUUCAGAACAAGGACAACAAGCUCCUCGCCAACAUGGAUAAAUCGUCGAUAGACAUGUGCUACCCGCCGAUUAUCCAGUCCGGUGGGAACUAUAAGCUCAAGUUCAGCGUUGUAUCUGACAAAGAUAAUAUUCAUUUUGGCGCAAUCGUCUGCUCUCUGGGUAUUCGAUACAAGUCCUAUUGCAGCAACAUUGUCCGAACCAUGUUGGUUGAUCCUUCCCAGCAGGUCCAGGAUAUAUACACUUACCUUAUUUCCUUAGAGGAGCUCAUCAUUAACAAGCUCCAGGACGGAGUUAAGCUCAGCGAGGUUUACAAUGCAGCUAUGGAGAAUGUGAAGAAGGAGAAGCCGGAGAUUGCUGAUAAAAUCAAUAAAAACUUUGGGUUUGCCAUGGGUAUAGAGUUCAGGGAGGCAGGUUUGAUCAUCGGACCAAAUUGCGAUUUCAAAGCCAAGAAGGGAAUGGUGUUCAACAUAAACGUUGGAGUGACUGGAAUCACCAACAAGGAAGCUAAGGAUAGCAAGGGAAAGAACGUUGCUCUGUUCCUUGGAGAUACUAUCGAAGUAAAGAGUGGAGAACCUGGAAACAUUCUUACUCCAACCAAGAAGAAAGUAAAGAACAUCGCAAUCUUCUUGAAGGAUGACGACUCUGAGGAUGAGAAGGAGAACAAGGAUAACAACCAGGAGAUAGAUCCAACAGUGUUUGGAAGAGGGAAGAGGUCUGCUGUUCUUGAUCAGAAGCUUAGAACAGAUCAUACAACGGAGACCAAAAGGAAACAGCAUCAGAGGGAUCUACUGGAGAAGAUGAACGAUGCGGCCCUGAAGAGGUUGCUGGAGGGGAAGAAGGGGGAUGACAAGGUAAAGGUGAGAAAGGCUCCGGUCAGCUAUAAGACUCCAGGUCUUCUUCCCAAGGAAGGAGAAGUAAAAGAACUUAAGAUUUACGUUGACAAGAAAUACGAAACCAUUAUAAUGCCGAUAUUCGGUGUUCCAGUUCCAUUUCAUAUAGCCACCAUCAAGAAUAUAUCUUCUAGCAAGGAGGGAGACUAUACUUACCUGAGGAUUAACUUCUUCCAUCCUGGAGCAAGUAUAGGCAGAGAUGAACCUCGGUACACAAACCCUGAAGCUACCUUUCUCAAGGAGGUUACAUACCGGAGCACUAAUAUCAAGGAACCCGGAGAGUUAACAGCUCCCAGCGCUAACCUUGAUACCGCUUUUAAGCUUAUCAAGGAUAUUCAGAAGACCUACAAGGCCCGUGAAGCUGAGGAGAAGGAGAAAGCUGAUCUUGUAGACCAGGAUAAUCUAGUUAUCUCCAGUGGUAAAGGAAACCCUAGACUCAAGGAUCUGUAUAUUCGUCCCAACAUUGUGCAGAAGCGGUUGUCUGGUAUCCUAGAGGCACACACCAACGGGUUCAGGUACACCAGUAUCAGAGGGGACAAGGUGGACAUCAUGUACAACAAUAUCAAGCACGCUCUUUUCCAACCCUGUGACGGAGAGAUGAUUAUACUUCUGCACUUUCAUCUCAAGAAUCCAAUUAUGUUCGGUAAGAAGAAGCAGCAAGAUGUUCAGUUCUAUACUGAGGUUGGAGAAAUAACAACAGAUCUAGGGAAGCAUCAACACAUGCAUGACAGGGAUGAUCUGGCCGCUGAACAAGCAGAGCGUGAACUCCGACAUAAGCUCAAGCAGGGGUUCAAGGGGUUCUGUGAAAAGGUGGAACUCGUAACUAAAGGAAUUCUAGAGUUUGACUCUCCCUUCAGGGAAUUGGGAUUUCAGGGAGUUCCUCAUCGUGAGACCGUCCUUCUACAGCCGACCUCCAGCUGUCUGGUAAACCUCACCUCCUGGCCUCCAUUCACCUGUACCUUGGAGGAUGUCGAGCUGGUUCACUUCGAGAGAGUUCAGCUCAGUCUUAAGAACUUCGACAUGGUCUUCAUCUUCAAGGAUUACAACAAGAAGGUCGCUAUGGUUACAUCUGUACCUAUGACUAUGUUGGAUCACGUGAAGGAAUGGUUGAAUUCUUGCGAUAUCAAGUAUACGGAGGGUAUACAGUCCCUAAACUGGACGAAGAUCAUGAAAACAAUCGUCGACGAUCCCGAGGGAUUCUUCGAAUCCGGCGGUUGGAGUUUCCUUGAUCCCGAGAGUGAUGGAGAGGAGGACGAUGAUACUGACGACGAAGAUGAAAACUUCGAGGGAAGUGGAGAGGAGGGAAGCGAAUACAGCGAAUCAGAUGAUGAUUUCAGUGAGGACAGUAAUAUAUCUGACGAGGAGAACUAUAGCGAGGAGCUGGACUCGGAUGAGAGCUCCGGCAAGGAUUGGUCUGACCUCGAGGCCGAGGCUGCUGAAAGUGACGAGAACAGGUCUGAGCCUGAGGAGGAUGGAUCUAGGAAACUUAAGCCUGGGAAGAGUGGGAAGAGUAGGAGAGACAGGGAUGAGAAAAGUUCAAGAACGUCCUCCUCCAGUAAGAAAAAAUCAAGCCACAGGACUCCGGAAAAGAAAUCCAGCCACAGGAGUCCAGAGAAGAAGCACAAGAGCCACGACAGGGACAGGGAUAGGGACGGAAAGAGGAAAAGGGAAAGAUCCGGCUCCGGUCACCACAAGUCCCCGAAGAAGAGCAAGCGCUAAACCCCUGAGCAUUUUAUUCAGUUUUUAAUUGCCCCAAAUAUAUACCUAGCCCUAAGUUUUUUCUAGAACAUUUAACCAGAAUCUGUAAACUUUUCCAGA